AUGGUUGUGACUAAAGAAGUACGUCUUCCAACGAUCGCAGAGCUAGAUACGCAAGAAAUAAAUUUGUCAACAACGACGCUGAUGUCUGCCGCUCCUUAUCUGGGGAAGUCAUGUGAGAAUAUCAAUAAUGAGUUCAUGCUAUGUCGUCAAGAAUUGAAUGACCCACGAGCUUGUAUAGGAAUAGGAAAAUUGGUCACUGCCUGCGCUAUGCAAGUAUUCCGUAGAAUCAAAGCGGACUGCCUGGAAGAGUUCAAUCAGUACGCUAAUUGUAUCGAUAAAAGCUCCGGUGAUUUCGCUUACACACACUGCCGAAAAACUCAAAGGGCAUUUGAUGAUUGCAUGAGCACUAAAUGUCAAUUGGAUCGACCUGAUUUUGGUUAUUUCUGCCGUGCUCGCGUGCACCGCAGCUCUUGUCCGGAGCCUGCGGCGCCGCCGUGCCCCUGCCACUCGCCUGUGUCGGAUCCAACACCUUCGUUGCCCGACUGUAAGCCUAGAGAUUCUCCUCGGUUUGGAAGUCGUCUGUAUUGGUUUAUGGAAUAG
Messenger RNA from Diatraea saccharalis (sugarcane borer), 540 nucleotides. The record is from the annotation of a GenBank genome assembly. NCBI's taxonomy places the organism in Eukaryota, Metazoa, Arthropoda, Insecta, Lepidoptera, Crambidae.